GGGACAGGCUCAAGCUGCAGUUCCAGGAAAAGGAGAUUGGGGGCUUCCAAGCGCGUCUGGCUAGCUACAAAUCCACGCUUGCCAUCGCUCUUGAUUUCUGUACCCUCAAAACCGCUUCGGAUAACCUUGAUGCAACUAAAGAUCUUGAAGCAAAGAUCGAGGCGACCACUGCCCUCCUCACAGGGCAAAUGCAAGGCCUCCAGAUCGGCAUGCAAGCCAUUCUUGAUGCAAGCUCCGUGACCGAAGAGCCCGACGAUGCCGGUCCUCAGAGCCGACUCACGAAGACCCAGCAGUCCGAGGUUCUGCAGGCCAUUGAGCGGCAAACGGUUGCACUCAGCCACUGCUAUCGGGCUUGCAUGGCAGCAUUCAAAGAGACAACGAAGGCGACAGGCCACGAGUAUAAGUUUGUGAAAGCGUCCAAAGAAGCGAGGCUACUCAUGGGCGACCUAGGCAGUGUGGCGGGGGGUGCGCUACACAAGUACAGCAACAUCGAGGUUGAUGGAGGGCAUGUCGUGGCUGGGAACAUGGAGGGCCAAUUUGCGAAGGAUUUCUUCAA
Messenger RNA from Aaosphaeria arxii CBS 175.79, 556 nucleotides. RefSeq lists its product as uncharacterized. The annotation marks the transcript as partial. The record is from RefSeq and is a predicted model, not a curated record. NCBI's taxonomy places the organism in Eukaryota, Fungi, Ascomycota, Dothideomycetes, Pleosporales. The transcript is spliced from 2 exons.